This is a messenger RNA of Rhodotorula graminis WP1, 1200 nucleotides long. RefSeq lists its product as uncharacterized. Gene Ontology annotation, biological process: DNA repair; DNA damage checkpoint signaling. The coding region runs from base 1 to 1200 and encodes 399 amino acids. NCBI's taxonomy places the organism in Eukaryota, Fungi, Basidiomycota, Microbotryomycetes, Sporidiobolales, Sporidiobolaceae. Gene Ontology annotation, cellular component: checkpoint clamp complex. The record is from RefSeq and is a predicted model, not a curated record. The transcript is spliced from 10 exons.
AUGCCCGCGCAAGAUGUCGAACCGAUCCUCGUCGCAACUAUGCCCGACGUGCGCCCUCUCGCGUCCAUCCUGCGCAGCGUGAGCUUCAAGCAUCAAGCCACGGUCAAGAUCGGCGUCGAGGGCCUCGUCGUCACCGUCGAGGAAGGGCGCUCGCUCCAAGCCCACGCCUACAUCUCGCGCGACGCCUUCUCGACCUACGACUUCUUCCUCUCGCCCGACAACCCAGCCGCCUACGUCGACGCUCCGGCGCCCCGCUCGUCCGCCUCGCCCGGGCCCUUUUCGCCCUCGCAACCGCCCUCGUCGCCCCCUCCCGCCGCCGGCGGCGGCGCACCUUACUGCCAGCUCACCGUCUCGCUGUCGACCGUGCUCGAGUGCCUCAACAUCUUUGGCAACGCCGGCGGGAGCGCCAACCCGUUCAAGCGCGAGGGCGAGCGGCCGGCCGGUGGCGACGGCGGCGGCGACGACGAGGGGGCGGCAGGUGGAGGGUGGCGGGGCCGGCGUGGGAGAGGCAGGCGCGGCAGUGAGGAUGGCGAGGAGGGAGGGCGGUACGGCAGGAGGGGCGGUGCCGCGCAAGACGACGGCAAGACGACGUCGCUCAGGGUGUCGUACGCCGGCCAGGGCGAGCCUCUCGUCAUGCUGCUUGAGGAGGGCGGCAUCGUGACGCGGUGCGAGAUUACGACCUACGAGCCCGAGGGCCUGCUCGACCUCGCCUUUCCCGACAGCGACAAGUCGGACGGCCUGCGCGACGCCCUCGCCGAGCUGCCGCCCUCGUCCGAAAAGCUCACCUUCUCCUUCUCGCCGCCGUCCGAGACGCACGCCGGCGCUGGCUCGAACGCGCGGUACGGGUCGUUUGCGGGUCGCGGUGCGGGAGGGGCAGACGAGGAGGAGGAGGUGCCCGUCUUUCGGAUCGAGAGCGUCGGGACGAUGGGCAGCACCGAGAUGGACUACGCGGACGACAAGGACGUCCUCGAGGCGUUCGAGUGCGAGCACCCGAUCCGCAAUACGUACACAUUCUCGCACAUUCAGCUCACCAAGCACGCGCUCGCGUCGGCCAUCAAGGUCUCGAUCCGCACCGACCAAGGCGGCCUCAUCUCGCUCCAGUUCAUGAUCCCGCUCUCGCCUCGCGGCGCGAGGGCGAGCGUCGCAGAGGGCAAGAUUGGCUUUGUCGAGUUCCUCUGCGUCCCCCUCGAUGAUUACUGA